GUUAGCUUAGCUGGGUUAGCAGAGCGGUUGUGGGUGAACAUGGCUGCUGCAGUGCUGAAGGUGCAGGUCAGUCGUACUGUCAGACUUUAUCUACGGAACUUAAUAUGGACCAAAGGAUGUGGUGUCAGACAUGCAUCGAUGGGGCGAAUAGAGAAAGUCCUCAUCGCUAACCGAGGAGAGAUAGCGUGUAGAGUGAUGCGUACAGCCAAAAAGAUGGGCGUGCGCUCGGUCGCCGUGUACAGUGAUGCUGACAGACACUCGAUGCAUGUGGCCAUGGCGGAUGAGGCGUUUCACAUCGGCGCAGCGCCGUCACAGCAGAGUUACCUGUGCAUGGAGAAGGUUCUAGAUGUCGCCAAGAAAUCUUCUGCGCAGGCGAUCCACCCUGGUUACGGCUUCCUCUCUGAGAACACGGAGUUUGCCGAACUGUGCAAACAGGAAGGAAUCAUUUUCAUCGGACCGCCGUCCUCAGCGAUCCGCGACAUGGGAAUCAAGAGCACGUCGAAACACAUCAUGGCUGCUGCUGGUGUGCCCAUCAUUGAGGGUUACCACGGAGAGGACCAAUCGGAUCAGAAGCUGCAGGCUGAAGCCGCCAGGAUCGGCUACCCUGUGAUGAUCAAAGCCGUUCGAGGUGGAGGCGGGAAGGGAAUGCGUAUCGCUCACUCUGAGGCCGAGUUUCACGAGCAGCUGGAAUCCGCCAGGAGAGAAGCGCGCAAAUCCUUCAACGACGACGUCAUGCUGGUGGAGAAGUUUGUGGAGAACCCGAGGCACGUGGAGGUUCAGGUGUUUGGAGAUCAGCACGGUAAUGCCGUGUACCUGUUCGAGAGAGACUGCAGCGUCCAGAGAAGACAUCAGAAGAUCAUUGAAGAGGCACCGGGGCCUGGCAUUAGUCCUGAAGUGAGGCGUAAACUGGGCGAGGCAGCGGUUCGAGCAGCUAAAGCCGUUAACUAUGUAGGAGCAGGUACCGUGGAGUUUAUCAUGGACUCCCAGCACAACUUCUACUUCAUGGAGAUGAACACUCGUCUGCAGGUGGAGCACCCCGUGACCGAGAUGAUCACCGGGACGGACCUGGUGGAGUGGCAGCUCAGGGUUGCUGCCGGUGAGAAGCUUCCUCUCUCUCAGGAUGAGAUGGUACUGCGGGGCCACUCGUUCGAAGCUCGAAUCUACGCCGAGGACCCCAGCAACAACUUUUUACCUGGAGCUGGACCCCUGCUGCACCUGUCCACACCGCAGGAGGAGCCCGACACCCGCAUCGAGACGGGGGUACGACAAGGGGACGAGGUUUCGGCGCAUUAUGACCCCAUGAUUGCCAAACUGGUGGUGUGGGGAGAGGAUCGCUCGGCCGCAUUACAGAAGCUGCGCUACUGCCUACGCCAGUACAACAUUGUGGGUCUCAACACCAACAUCGACUUCCUGCUGAAUCUCUCGGGUCACCCCGAGUUUGAGGCGGGUAACGUCCACACCAGCUUCAUCCAGCAGCACCACGAUCAGCUGUUUCCGGCACCCAAGGUACCGGGGGGAGACGUCGUCUGCCAGGCGGCCCUGGGUCUCGUCCUCCAGGAGAGGGAACGCACCCGGGAGUUUCUGCACCGGUCACAUGACGUCUUCUCUCCCUUUGGCUCGAGUAACGGGAACCGGCUGAACCUGCUCUUCUGCCGGAACCUGACGCUGCAGCUCGGGGAGGACAAAGUGGCAGUAGCUGUUACAUAUAAUCCUGAUGGCACCUACAGCAUGGAGACGGGCGGACAGGUGUUCCAGGUGUCAGGUGAGCUGGAGGAAGCGGGUGGAGCCACGUACCUGCACUGCUGUGUGAACGGAGUUCUGUCUCGACCCAAACUGGUCACACUGGACGACACGGUUCAUCUCUUCUCCAUGGAGGGCAGCUUGGAGGUUCAGGUUCCCCUCCCGAAGUUCUUGGCCGGCGUGAGCAGCUCUGGGACACAAGAUGCCGCUGUGGCACCCAUGACUGGAACCAUUGAGAAGGUGCUGGUGAAGGCGGGAGACGCCGUGCAGAAGGGAGAUCCUCUGAUGGUGAUGAUCGCCAUGAAGAUGGAGCACACCAUCAGAGCUCCUAAAGCCGGCGUGAUCAAGAGGGUGCUGUUUAAGGAGGGGUCGCAGGCCAACCGCCACGCUGCGCUGGUGGAGAUGGAGGAGGAGGAACAGCAGGAGGCGACACAGUCGUGAACUCGACUCGACCAGCUUCACGCUCCAGAUUUAACUAACGGCGUCCUGCAGGGACCUUCUGAAUCUGAUGUAUGAACGUGAAGCGACACAGAGGUUUAGAACCUUUAAUGGUAUUAAUGUUAUUAGUUACUGAUGGGUUAGGAGUUUAUGAGCCGAGAUGAAACACUACAGGCUGCUGCUGCUGGAGUAAAUUAUGGUUUGUAAAUGAUUUUUCGGGGGGUUUGGGAGGGAAUAUAGUGGUUUUUGAACCCUGGGUUUGGCAUCUCCCGAUGUUUGUGCCUCCAGAUAUUCUCACUUCUGUUAAUCGUGAGUAGAAGCUCUUCAUAUUGUAGAAAUCUGUAUGUGAAUCAAAUUAAAAGACUAAUUUUCAUACAGCA
This is a messenger RNA of Trichomycterus rosablanca, 2558 nucleotides long. It is a transcript of the gene mccc1, whose product is annotated as methylcrotonyl-CoA carboxylase subunit. Gene Ontology annotation, molecular function: methylcrotonoyl-CoA carboxylase activity; metal ion binding; ATP binding. The record is from RefSeq and is a predicted model, not a curated record. NCBI's taxonomy places the organism in Eukaryota, Metazoa, Chordata, Actinopteri, Siluriformes, Trichomycteridae. The coding region runs from base 40 to 2181 and encodes 713 amino acids. Gene Ontology annotation, cellular component: mitochondrion. The transcript has 19 exons.